GUCGCUCACAGAACUUGAGCCGAGAUAAGAACUUGCUUUGAACAGAGGAAUUAUGAAACAAGUUUUAUAUUUUUAGAUCUCCUUAUCUACAGACUACAGUUCAGUAGUAACUUUGAACCGAACGGCCAAGCAGAAACUAGACCGUGUCCGGCAGCAUUCAACAUUUCAACCGGUCAUAAAAAGCUGCAAAGGCAGGCCACUGUGAAAGUACAAGUGUGCUUACAUAGCUGGUGUUGCAAGGGAAGUUUCAUUUUCUGCCCGUCGAUGUGCCCGGACAACCAAUUGUCAACAUGAAACAGCAACCAACCUGAUGAGCAACCAAAACAUCCAGCUCAGCUGCCUGGUUACAUAUCGCGGCACAAAAUUCUAUUUUGCCAUGCGCUUAGUCGUCGAUCGACCACAUUCCUCCGGCCUUGCCUUUGACUUUGCGCACGGACUAUCUACUUACGCAAGAAAAACAAUCGAAAACAAGUCCAAUCCUCUCGGUCUCGUCUUGCUUUCACAAUGCAACGAAAGCUAGACAUGGUUGCCCUCCCCUGCCUCCUCCCAGUGCUCCUAUCAUUUACGCCGCUGCCGCUCUUCGUCGGCGCCGCCGCGUACUCGGACUACUCGUGCAAUGGCACCACGGGCAACUUCACGUCGGGCAGCGCGUUCGGGGACAACCUGGACCGCCUUGUCGCGGCGCUUCCCACCAACGCAUCCUCCUCCCCGUCGCUCUUCGCCUCGGCGGCCAUCGGAGCCGCACCGGACACGGUCUACGGCCUUGCGCUCUGCCGCGGCGACAUCACGGACCCCAGGGUCUGCUCGGCGUGCCUCGGCGACGCGUUCCGGAGGCUGCGGCGGCUCUGCGGCGCGGACAGGGACGCCACGUUCUACCACGACCUGUGCACGGCCCGGUACUCCGGCGGGGACUUCCUAGCGCGGCCCGACGAUAACUCCCCCGUGAUCAACGCCAUGGACGUGAACGGAUCGACGUACUACGGGUGGGACGCCCGGAACGCGACGAGCCGGAGCUUGUUCCUGUCGCUGGUGGGCAUGCUGUUCGGGGAGAUGGCCAUGUACGGCGCCUACAACUCCUCUGCGACGCGCCUGUUCGCUAGCGGCGCCAUGUACGUCAACCCACAGCUGCCCACGGUGUACGGGUUUGUGCAGUGCACGCCGGACCUCUCGCGGUCGCAGUGCUGGCACUGCUUCCAGGGCGUCCAGGAGCAGAACCGGCAGUGGUACGACGGCCGCGAGGGCGGGCGCAUCCUCGGCGUCCGGUGCAGCUUCCGGUACGAGGCGUACCAGUUCUUCGACGGCACGCCGGACGUCAGGAUCGGCCUGCGGGACGGCACGUCUUCACCAACGGCUGGAAGCAACAAUGGAAGCAACCACAAAAAGGCCUUAAUUGUCGCUCUCGCCGUAUCAAUCACGGUGUUCUGUGCCAUGCUGGUUGCCUGCCUCCUGCUAACCAGAGCGCAAAGAAAAAGAGACGGGAAGACGAAGCUGCAAGUGCAAGCACACUCCCGGAACAGCUCCACGACAGAGGAAGCGCUGAAGCUGUGGCAGAUCGAGGAGAGCAGCUCGGAGUUCACGCUGUACGACUUCGCCGACCUGGCGGCUGCGACUGGUGGCUUCUCCGACGAGAACCGGCUCGGCAGAGGCGGGUUCGGACCAGUCUACAAGGGCAAGCUCGGGGACGGCGCGGAGAUCGCGGUGAAGCGGCUGGCGGCGCACUCCGGGCAGGGGCUCGUGGAGUUCAAGAACGAGAUCCAGCUGAUCGCCAAGCUGCAGCACACCAACCUGGUGCGCCUCGUCGGCUGCUGCGUCCAGGAGGAGGAGAAGCUGCUCGUCUACGAGUACAUGCCCAACCGCAGCCUUAACUGCUUCAUCUUUGACCAGCAGCGGGGUCCCUUGCUGGACUGGCAGAAACGGCUGCACAUAAUCGAAGGCAUCGCGCAGGGGCUGCUCUACCUGCACAAGCACUCCCGGGUGCGCAUCAUCCACCGGGAUUUGAAGGCCAGCAACAUCCUUCUGGACAAGGAUCUGAACCCCAAGAUCUCGGACUUCGGCAUGGCCAGGAUCUUCGGCUCCAACAUGACAGAAGCCAACACCAACAGGGUCGUCGGCACCUAUGGCUAUAUGGCUCCUGAGUACGCUUCGGAGGGCAUCUUCUCGGUUAAGUCUGACGUGUACAGCUUCGGCGUGCUGCUGCUGGAGAUCAUCAGCGGCAAGAGGAACAGCGGCCAUCGUCACCACUAUGGCGACUUCGUCAAUCUACUGGGAUACGUGUGGCAGCUGUGGAGGGAAGGAAGGGCGUUCGAGCUGGUGGACCCGACGCUGGGCGAGUGCGGCGACGUGGCGAGCAUCAUGCGGUACGUCAAGGUGGCGCUGCUGUGCGUGCAGGACAGUGCCAUGGACCGGCCGACGAUGGCGGAAGUGACGGCGAUGCUGUCCGCCAGCGACGGCGCCGCGGCGCUCCCGGACCCGGGGCGUCCGCCGCACUUCUCCCUCAGGGUCACCAGCAGCAGCGACGAUGACGGUGGGCCAGGAAUGCCGACACGGUCGCACUGCACCACGUCGUUCAGCACCAACGACCUCACGAUCACCACGAUCCAGGAGGGCAGAUGACUGAUUAGCGACGACGUCUCUUUCUCUCUCUAAAUUUGACUUCAUUAGCAACGACGUUUUGAUCCAUCAUGAUGCAUACAUGUUUUGAUGGAAUCGAUCGAGCUAUGUGAACGAUUAGACGAUUAGCUGGCGGUUGAGACGAGACGUGUCUUGCGUCCGUAGCUGUCAGACCGUGACGUGUAACAUGACAAUCUCGUACUUGUGUGUGAAUGUGAACCGCUGUACAGACAAAUGCUAGAAUUGAUUAGAGACAACUCGCAGUACUGCUCUUG
Messenger RNA from Phragmites australis (common reed), 2885 nucleotides. RefSeq names its product putative cysteine-rich receptor-like protein kinase 20. The record is from RefSeq and is a predicted model, not a curated record. The coding region runs from base 505 to 2613 and encodes 702 amino acids. Gene Ontology annotation, molecular function: ATP binding; protein kinase activity. Lineage: Eukaryota; Viridiplantae; Streptophyta; Magnoliopsida; Poales; Poaceae. The transcript has 8 exons. Gene Ontology annotation, biological process: protein phosphorylation.